Molecule: messenger RNA, 1204 nt
Organism: Malurus melanocephalus (red-backed fairy wren)
Lineage: Eukaryota; Metazoa; Chordata; Aves; Passeriformes; Maluridae
Gene: SSBP3
Product: single stranded DNA binding protein 3
Exons: 18
Biological process (GO): positive regulation of transcription by RNA polymerase II
Cellular component (GO): nucleus
Molecular function (GO): single-stranded DNA binding; protein binding
Source: RefSeq, a predicted model, not a curated record
GACGGGCAGGCGCGGGAGAAGCUGGCGCUGUACGUCUACGAGUACCUGCUGCACGUCGGCGCCCAGAAGUCUGCGCAGACCUUCCUGUCCGAGAUCCGGUGGGAGAAGAACAUCACGCUGGGCGAGCCCCCCGGCUUCCUGCACUCCUGGUGGUGCGUGUUUUGGGACCUGUACUGCGCAGCUCCCGAAAGGCGAGACACUUGUGAACAUUCGAGUGAAGCCAAAGCCUUUCAUGACUACAGCGCAGCUGCCGCCCCGAGUCCCGUGCUUGGAAACAUUCCCCCGAAUGACGGGAUGCCCGGGGGYCCCAUCCCACCCGGAUUCUUCCAGGGACCGCCUGGGUCACAGCCCUCGCCACACGCACAGCCUCCACCCCACAAUCCUAACAGCAUGAUGGGACCCCACAGUCAGCCGUUCAUGUCGCCGCGCUACGCCGGAGGUCCCCGGCCCCCCAUCAGGAUGGGCAACCAGCCCCCGGGUGCCGUUCCCGGUACACAGCCAUUGCUGCCCAAUUCSAUGGAUCCCACGCGACAGCAAGGGCACCCUAACAUGGGCGGCCCCAUGCAAAGGAUGAAUCCUCCRCGAGGGAUGGGCCCCAUGGGUCCCGGUCCGCAGAACUACGGCAGCGGCAUGAGACCUCCACCCAACUCCCUAGGUCCUGGCAUGCCUGGAAUUAACAUGGGGCCGGGCGCUGGCAGACCGUGGCCGAACCCCAGCAGUGCUAACUCAAUCCCAUACUCUUCUUCAUCGCCUGGUACAUACGUGGGUCCGCCCGGCGGCGGUGGCCCUCCAGGGACACCCAUCAUGCCCAGUCCUGCAGAUUCAACAAAUUCAAGUGACAACAUCUACACAAUGAUUAAUCCAGUACCGCCCGCAGGCAGUCGAUCGAAUUUCCCGAUGGGGCCCGGCUCUGACGGUCCCAUGGGCGGCAUGGGCGGGAUGGAGCCCCAUCACAUGAACGGAUCRUUAGGGUCAGGAGACAUAGAUGGACUUCCAAAAAAUUCUCCAAACAACAUAAGUGGCAUUAGCAAUCCCCCGGGCACUCCAAGAGACGACGGGGAGCUGGGAGGCAACUUUCUCCAUUCCUUCCAAAAUGACAAUUAUUCCCCCAGCAUGACGAUGAGUGUGUGAUUUCCCUCCCCCUCCUCCUCUCCAGGAUCAAGAGAGUCAGCUGCCGUUCGGAGGAUCUCAACGAAUUAUGCAA